AUGAGUGAAUGCAUAGAUUUGAAAAAAGAGUAUUUAGCACUGCAAAAAGCCAGCAUGGCUUCCUUAAAAAAAACAAUAUCCCAAAUAAAAUCAGAGUCGGAAAGGGAAAAAGACCAUGGAGUACCUAAUAAGUCUGGAAUGAAUAAUGAGAAAGCAGCAAACAGUGAAGAGUGUUGUCCCCAGGAGAAGGUUAAUGCAGCAGGACCACAGUUUAUGAGUGGUGUGAUUGUGAAGAUAAUAAGCACCGAGCCUCUACCUGGCAGAAAACAAGUCACGGAUACUUUGGCAGCUAUCUCAGAAGUUGUUUAUGUUGAUUUGCUAGAAGGAGAUACAGAAUGCCAUGCUGGAUUUAAAACUCCUGAGGAUGCUCAAGCAGUAAUAAAUGCAUAUAUGGAAAUUAAAAAGAAACACUGCUGGAAACUCGAGAUCCUUUCUGGUGAUCAUGAACAGAGAUACUGGCAAAAGAUUCUGGUAGAUAGGCAGGCCAAACUUAAUCAGCCUCGUGAAAAGAAAAGAGGCACUGAGAAGUUAAUCACCAAAGCUGAAAAGAUUAGACUUGCAAAGACUCAACAAGCAAGUAAACACAUUAGAUUUUCUGAAUAUGACUGAAAAAACUUUUGGUUCACCUCUUAAAAUUUCACUGGACUUGAGCUAAUCUUACAAAAUCCAUUUUUAUUAUGGUAGUAAUGCAUAAUGAAUGUUUUUCUAAAACCUACAUUCAAUUAAAAGAAAUAUCUUUGUUCCUUAA
Messenger RNA from Manis pentadactyla (Chinese pangolin), 748 nucleotides. RefSeq names its product la-related protein 7-like. The transcript has a single exon. The record is from RefSeq and is a predicted model, not a curated record. Bases 1 to 609 code for a protein of 202 amino acids. Lineage: Eukaryota; Metazoa; Chordata; Mammalia; Pholidota; Manidae. Gene Ontology annotation, molecular function: RNA binding.